This is a messenger RNA of Malus domestica (apple), 1230 nucleotides long. RefSeq lists its product as uncharacterized. NCBI's taxonomy places the organism in Eukaryota, Viridiplantae, Streptophyta, Magnoliopsida, Rosales, Rosaceae. The record is from RefSeq and is a predicted model, not a curated record.
AUGACCAACAUAAGCAUGUCACCAUUCACGAAUGAGAUCGAGCGAACAGAUCCACCUCGCAGGCUCACUAUGCCUCACUUCAUUCCAUACAAGGGAGACGAAGAUCCAGAUCGACAUCUCAAACACUACCGCAGUACCAUGAUCCUUUACAGGAACAACGAUGCGCUUAUGUGCAAAAUUUUUGCCACAACUCUACAAGGCGAGGUGCUAGACUGGUUUCACACUCUGUCCCCGCAGUCAAUCCGGAGUUUUAACAAACUUUCCUUUGUUUUAACUAAGGAGUAUUCGUCUAACUGCUUAAUCAAAAGGACAUCCGACCAUCUCUUCAGCAUCGUAAAAGACCAUUGGGAGACAAUUCGCGACUAUGUCAAGAGAUUCAAAACGGAGAAGGCCAAGAAUGUUGGUUGCAACGAAGACAUAGCAACGAAAGCAUUCAGAAAUGGACUUCCCACCAAACAUCCUUUAUUCGGAAAACUGAUCAUGGGAGAAGAACUGACCCUAGCAGCUUCGUAUGCUUUAGCAAAAAAACAUGCACCAUGGGACGAGGCCAAGCAGUCUAAUAAAAAGGAGUCGGAAAAGAAGCACAUGGAACGUUCCCUAACUAGAGAAGACUCAGCGCCUAAAACAUUCACCAAAUUCACAGUUCCAAUCGGCCAAAUUCUUCGCAAGCUCAAGAACGAACCUUGGUUCGAACUGCCGACACCCAUGAAAGGCAAUCUUACUAGGCUGGAUCAUACAAAGUAUUGCGCAUUCCAUCAAGGACUAAGCCACGCUACCAACGGCUUCUUGAAGUGGAAGCAGUAUCUUAAGAAGUUGACAAAUGAGGGCCGAUGCGACGAGUAUCUUGACAAGUCAACGAAGCAGCCUACACAAACAGGGGAAAAGUUCAGUCGUUGUCAUGGCAAGGUUGUUCGGUGUAUAGGGAAGGCGCAGGUUUGUGAGAUGGAUGCCUCCUCUUCCAAAUCGACCACAGGACAGGUCAUCACCUUGACGGAGGAAGUGGCAACCCUAAAAGGUCAGCCUACGGCCCAACAAGCAGCACGGGAAGCCAAAGCAGCAGCUCAGGAAGCAUGGGAAGCCGAGAUUGUAGCCCAGUUUUCUGCCCAAGACGAGAAGAUGAGUAUGAUCUUACGGGCCUUACAGAUGUUCGGCCUCCAAAUCCCGAUGCCAGCACAUGAUCUUGAUCCAUCUUCGACCUCCCAGCCACUCCGCCCAGCCAAUACCCAGUAG